AUGUUUACUUCCAAAUCAGAUCAACCCCAAAAAACCAUCCUCCAAAUCAAACAAGAUGACAAGUUUUUCUGCAGACUUCUUACAAAAGAAAGUUCCAUUUCCAAUCCAUCUUUUAGAAUAACUCUCACUGUCCCUUUUGUUUGGGAAUCUCAACCUGGCACACCAAAACACACUCUCUCUCAACAAUCUCUUCCUCCUCUUACUCCUCCACCUUCUUAUUAUUCAUGCAAAUCAUUGCCAGUUAACAAAAGCUUGAGAUCCAAUCUUUUUCAUGCACUUUUCCCAAAACUAAAUCUUAAAAAAUCCAUCAUGUCUUCUACUUCUUCAUCAUCAUCAUCAUCGUUAUCAUUAACACCUACUAAUUCACCUUACUAUUCAUCUUCUUCUUCUUCUUCUUCUUCUUCAUCUUCUUCUUCAUCUAACUCAUCUAAAGUUGUUCCUAUAAGAAAGUUUGGAACAAAGAAACGUUUCUUAAGCUGUGGUUCAUCUUUUGAUUUUAGAGGAGAAGAAGAACAUGUUGCUUCACCUACUUCAACACUAUGCUUCGGUCUUCCUCGUUCAACUAGCACAAAGGUUAAUAGAGGACUCCUAGGAUUCUCCAAAAGGUAA
Messenger RNA from Vicia faba (fava bean), 609 nucleotides. Lineage: Eukaryota; Viridiplantae; Streptophyta; Magnoliopsida; Fabales; Fabaceae. The record is from the annotation of a GenBank genome assembly.